ACAGUUCAUCGCAAACCUUCCGAGACGCAUCAUUGGAAAUAAUAUUGCAAUAUGAAACUGUUAGUAGUUGCUGCUAUCCUCGGAGCCUGCUCAGCAGCCCGCCUUGACAAUGCCUACCUCCCUCCUAGAGGAGGCGCAGGUGCAGGAUAUGGCGCCGGAUCUGGAGCGUCUGGCGGUUUUGGAUCUGGAUUCGGCAGAGGUGGUGCUGGAGGAGCCGGUUUUGGUGGUGCCAAUUCUGGAGGAUUCGGAGGUGCCGGUAGUUACAACGGCGCCGGUGCUGGUGCCUUCGGAAGUAACGCUGGAGCAUUCGGAAAUGGCGGUGGUUUCGGCCAAGGAACUGGCGCUGUAGCUGGUGGCUUUGGAGGAAGGAGCAACUCCGCUGAUGCUAACGCCCAAAUCCUGAGAUUGAACAACGAAGUCACAGCCGAAGGAUUCUCAUACGAUUUCGAAACCUCUAACGGUAUCAGAGCUGAUGCGUCCGGUGUCGCUACCAACGGCGUCCAAUCUCAAGGCAGCUUCGCGUACAAGGGUGAUGAUGGUCAAGACUACAGCAUCACAUACACCGCUGACGAGAACGGCUACCAGCCCCGUGGUGCCCAUCUGCCCACUCCCCCUCCCAUCCCAGAGGCUAUUUUGAAAGCUCUGGAACAGAACGCCCGUGAUGAAGCCGCUGGCAUCGUUGAUGAUGGCUCUUACCGCGGUGAAGGCGCUGGUUCCGGCGCUGGUAGCUACUCAGGUCAAGGCGGUUACUCCGGUCAAGGUGGAUACUCCGGUCAAGGCGGAUACUCUGGACCCUCAAACCAAUACGGCGCUCCUUCCCGCGGCUUCGGUGGCGCAGCUAAUGGCGCAUCUGGUUUCGGUGGCUCCGGUGCUGGUUCAUCCGGUUUCGGUGGAUCCAGUUCUGGUUCAUCCGGUUUUGGUGGAUCCAGUUCUGGUUCAUCCGGUUUCGGUGGCGCUGCCUCUCGUCAAUACCUCGCCCCCAAUGCUGGCCCCCGAGGCUCUGGCAAUGGCAAUUUCAACUCUCAAACCGGAUACCGUUACUGAGCGAGGGAAAACGAAAGAUAAUUAGCCACCGUUUUUGUUUAAAUCAACAUUUGGUAUAUUCGAAAAGUCCACCGAUAUUUCGAUUUAUAAUAUAAAUAUAUUUUUUUGUGAUAUCUUUAUAGCACACAAAAACUGCUAAUUUUGCAUAAAUAUUAAUUGAUUGUAUAUAUAAGAUCAACGCCCUCUGUUGGUUAUGAAAAACAACGAAUUAAGCUGUGAACUGUUAUUGUGAUGCCCUGUGAACAAGGCAGUAUCAAAGAACUCGGCUUUGCACUGCCGCGUCGACUCAAUACUCAUUUGUCUAUUUACAAAGUCUUUCCGAUUUCAUCUUCAUUAAUGAUCUCAUAACAUUUCUAUUCCCUUAAAUUUUCAUUUCUCAUUAAUUAAUAUCUGUAGGUAUAAGUUCUAGAUUUUUAAAGGCUAUGUAAAUGGACAGUAUUAGGCUUAAGACGAAAAAAAAAUUAAAAAAAAAUGUGUAUGUAUGUGUAAUAAUAGUUUAUAACGAUUGUAAAUAUGAUAUGUAAUGAAUAAAAGUUAUAAAGCAA
Messenger RNA from Melitaea cinxia (Glanville fritillary), 1589 nucleotides. Its product is annotated as pupal cuticle protein 36-like. NCBI's taxonomy places the organism in Eukaryota, Metazoa, Arthropoda, Insecta, Lepidoptera, Nymphalidae. The record is from RefSeq and is a predicted model, not a curated record. Bases 52 to 1044 code for a protein of 330 amino acids. The transcript has 3 exons. Gene Ontology annotation, cellular component: chitin-based extracellular matrix. Gene Ontology annotation, molecular function: structural constituent of chitin-based larval cuticle.